Penicillium paradoxum is the source of this 1005-nucleotide messenger RNA. RefSeq lists its product as uncharacterized. NCBI's taxonomy places the organism in Eukaryota, Fungi, Ascomycota, Eurotiomycetes, Eurotiales, Aspergillaceae. Bases 1 to 1005 code for a protein of 334 amino acids. The record is from RefSeq and is a predicted model, not a curated record. The transcript is spliced from 7 exons.
AUGGUCAAGACUACUUAUGCUCUUACGCUUUUCGCCGCUGUCAGCUUGGCAGCCCCGGUUCAGCAGCUUGACGGCCGUGCCAUACAGAAAGACUCAGCCGAGCAUGAGAACCUCAUUGAGGAGCUUCCCCUCGUUGGGUCUCUUCUCGGAUCGAAUCACGGUAAACGCGCUACUGAAAGGCCUGAGCACCACAACGUCAUCGACGAAAUCCCGAUCCUUAAUAAACUGAUCGGCAGUGGCCAACAGAGGGAGCGUCGAGAUAUUGUCAGCGAGGGUAUCAGUGGCUUGCCACUUGUGGGAGGUCUGUUUGGAAAGCACGAGGUGGUCAAUGGCAAAAACGGCAAGCGCGACUUGGCUAGCAGCCUCAAUGGCAUCCCUAUCGUUGGAGAACUGCUCGGAAUGAACCAGGACAAGCCCUCCCACCAACAGACUGAGACUCCUGCUAAGCGCAUUGAUACCCGCCAGAAUGCGGGCGAUGUGAAGGGAGUGUUUAGGCUUCUGCACUCACUGACUAGUGGUGGUCCCGUGACCCAGAGCCACAAGCGUGAUGAGGUCCAUCCUAAUGAAGCUGCUUCCCCCAAGGCCAAUGGGGCUCAGCAGAGCAACCAGCCGGGCUCCGACGCCCAGAAAGGCAAGGAGGACAAGAACUCCGGUGGUCUCCUCGCUGGAUUGAUGGGCCCCAAGGGCCUCGGUGGCAUUAAAGGCAACUCCGAGCACGGUCUCGGCCUGUUCCCUAUGCGUCGUGACACCAAUCAGCUUGAGACCCGUCAAUCAGCUCCCAUCCAGGGUUCCACGCUGACUGAUGUUGUCCUCCAGGGUGGUGUCUUCGGAAAAGUGACCAAAUUGCUCACUCCUGGCGCCCCUGAGCACAAGCCUGGUCAGAACUCUCCUACUAAUAUGGGGGAUGGUUCCACUGCUGGCCCCCCUGAUCCUGCAUCUGGUGCUGGUCCCCACUCAGGCCCUGGUCUUGCUGCUGAGCAAAGCCAGAGGGGUGCUUCCCAGUAA